CACCGGCACACGCCUCCACGAUCAUUUACACAAGAGCAACCGUGUUCUCCAACCACCCUCACGUUCCCCACACGCAAACACUUCCAUCAAGCAGCAACCAAAACCACCAACCCUUGCUGCGGUGCCACCCACGCUUGUGCUUCGUGAAGCCUCUCCCCAACACUCCAAUCACAUCACCACACAUACACACAUACAUACACGCGCGCAAGCAUUGCCAUUGCUUGGUAUGUCAACACUUGGGAUGAACGCCAACGCAAGUACCAUUCAAGCCGCCACCACCGCAACCCAGCCGGCGAUCGCCAGGGCGAGCAAACCGUCCUCACGCCACAACUCCACCAACACCAUCAUCGCACACAACGUGUCCGCCACAAACAGCAAACCCUGCAUCAACAACAACAGCGGCAAUAACGACAACAACAUGGCCGAUAAGCCAACCUCACCCACAUCAUGUCACCAAUUUGCAAAGUCAGAGCCCAACACAAGAGCAACAGCAAUGCCCCCGCUCGCGGAGAAGGAGCGCGUUACGGUGGCCAUGCGACAGGCAUUUGAUGCACUCGAGUGCAACGACGUCACAGACGAGCACAUUGACAGGCUCGCCACCAUCAUCUGCUCCGCUAUGGGCACACCAAAUCGCGUGUACCACGCCACACGGCACGUGUUUGAUCUCUUCGUGUCUGCGGAGACGCAGCCCAUCUCCUGCCUCGCUGGUGUCUUCCACGACGUCGUCUACCUGCAGAUUGACGAUGGCGUGCAUCCUCUCGUCAUGGGCGAGCUCUCCCGCGCGGGCGUCACCACAUCGGGAGCGGAACGCGGGCCCAGCGGCGAGGACAGGCCCAUGUACACCCUCGCCACAGACCAGCAGCCGCUGCCGCUGCGCUUGUGUCGCGCCAUCUUCGGCUGGGAGGACGCCACACUCCUCAAGACGGGCCAGCAAGGCGUCAACGAGUUUCUCAGCGCCCUCCUCGCCGCACAGUGCCUGCAGGCACUCGUCUCCUCCGCGGCGCUCUUUGAGAUUGUCAUCUGCAUUGAGGCCACCAUCCCCUUUCGCGGCCCCUGCGUCUACAACGACCUCCUUGAGCGCGCGCUCGCCGCCACCGACAUUGUGCCCGGUCUCAGCGACACAUACACGCGCCACCAGGCCAAGCUUGCCGUGGAGGUGGCCUGCCUCGUUGCCGAGCGUGACGUGGGCAACUUUGCGUCCACAGACACCCGCUGGUUCCUCACCAACUCGUGGAAGCUGCUUCCGGAAAUCCACCGCUCCCUGCGUGACGCAGCCGCCUUCACCUUUGCCGACUACGCCAAGGCCAUGCUGGCCAACGUGCGCUUCUACCUCUUCCUGCAGUCAGACCCUUCCCGCGUGUUCCACCAGUUUGAGAGCUGCCGCACGCGCGAGGAGUACCAGCGCCUGCUCAGCCUCACCACGCGCAACCUCAACAUUGGCAUGGAGUAUGGCCGCACCAAGCUCAUUGCCGCGUGUAUCCUGGACGCCCUCGCGCGCCAGCAAGGGCUCGCCCAUCGCCCGGCGUCGUGGUUUAUGCAGCAGCCCGGCUGCGGUGUCGACAUGCUCGGCUGCGGCCGCCAGCGCGUCGUCUGGUCUGCACGCAAGCGCCAGUCGUCGGGGUCGUCGUCCUCGCCAGCAGCACGCCGCCCCUCCCUCAGCCUCUGCACGCCCAAGGGCACGGCAGCGCCACGCACCCGUGCGAGCGUCCACGCCAUUGCCAUGAGCAGCCUCGCUGAACGAACCACCACCACCACCACCACCACCAGCAGCGCCAGCCGCAGCAGUGACCCAAGCAGGCGGUCGUCCCACCAAGUCCACCACCAGCACCACCAGCACCGGCGCUCAUGCAACCCAGCGAUCAACCCGGCGAUGAAGCACAGCACAACCACCACCGCAGCAUCCCGCCUCUCCGCAACCGCGCCCGGCCAUUUCGCAAACGGCGUAGCGAUGCAUGCAGGCAACCCACGCGGCUCAUACACGCUGGCGCCCUUCACGCUGGCCACAUCUGCACCCCGCACACCCCGCGGCAGCGCGUGUGUCGGCUCGUCGUUCACGGAGGUGGGCAGGCGAAAGAGCUCGCUGCCCUCCCCAGCAGCAAUGCGGCGACGCAGCAUGCUGCCACCUGUUGACGACCACUUCUUCACCAACCUGCUCGUGCCGUCGUACGACUACGUCGAGGUUCUGCUCGAGCUUGGCACGGGCUACGAGGCCGAGUUUGAUGUGGACGCGGACAUGACCAGUCUCUACGUGCACCAGGCGCUUGUGACAGAGGAAGGCGUGCACGAGGCAGCAGACAUGUGCGCUGAGUACUUGGAGGGCAAGAUUGACCCCGCCACGUUCUUGGACGCGUUUGAGCGCCGUGUCACCACGCUCCUCGCCCACUGCAUGCAGCUGCACACCCACCGCAACACGCCCACAACAGCAACAGCGAACGGCGACAGCAGCAGCAGCAACAACGACAACAACAACACCACCACCACCAGCAAAAACAUCACUACCAGCACCACUACCAGCAUCAGUACCAGCAAGGGUGGUCACGCGUUGUCAACGACUGCAUCAUCGCCGCCAAGCUCACCUGUUCCAAAGCGGCCGGCCACUUCGGCGGCAAAGGGCGACGUUGCUCUCGAGCAAUCAGACGCGUGACGAUGGUGAUGGUGUGGUGGUGAUGAUGAUGAUGAUGAUGAUUCGUGUUAGAGCGCUAUCGACAACAGCACUGAGACAUGCAAAGGGCUAUCUCACACGCACACGGCCCGUGCUACAGCGACCUUAAGCUGCCGCCUUGUGGUAUGGCGUGUAUGAUUCGCUUGUGUUGCGUCUCCCUUUGGUGAGGUUUUGCCCCAAUUUUCCUCUUCCCUUCUUGUUGGCUUUGGCCAAGUUGAUUUGCUGACCCCCAAGCGUCCACCGACAGCCAUGCCUGUGCGGAAGGUGGCGCACUCGCACGAGUAUAUCACACUCAUGUCUGUCCCGUCUUGUCUCCCAUCCACCUCUUCUGGUGUCGUAUUGUGUUUUUGUUUGACACACCCCCUUCCUUCCCCUCCCCCCCCCCCUCUUUGGAGUUUAAGCGUUUGCAAGUCGCACUAGUACGCCAUGCACUCCUGCAUGCGUGCAUGGUGACCACAAUCAUUGUAUUCCCCCCCCCCUUGCGUGUUUCAGACAUGCUGGGGGGCGUUGUCCGUUUCACGGGGGCGAUGGGCCUUUUCACUACGUUUGGUAUUGAUUCCCUUCCACCAGUUGGUUUUGAUUCGUUCGAUUGCUUUGCUUUUGUUUCGAUUAUGUCACUUCUGUAGUUGCAGCAUUCUCUGUAUGUGUGUGUGUCAGUGAUGGAGUGUUGUUACCACGACGGAUUGAUCUUGCAACAGUUGUCUGGUUGUGGUGAUGUUUUGACCAACUGAGCAGUACGUGUGCCAUGUGUGUGUGUGUGUGUGUUUUCGUUUGUUAUUUGUUGGAGCAGCAGCAGUUGUGACACUUCUCUACCUCAGUCCAUCUAUUUUUGUUUAUGUUGUGUAGUUUCAUGCAUGUCCUUUGACAGCGAGCCUCGUUACUGCGUUUGCAAUGUCGACACGGACACAGUUUCCUAUUAGCUCUGUGUCUUUAUUGUCUCUCUGUUUCAGUGCCCCCCCCCUCUCUCUCUUCCUCUCGUUGGCUCGCUUCGUUCUUCGAAACAUCCUUGAGUUUCAUGCAAUUGCAUUUCACGGUGCAUGUAUUCGUGCGUUGUGCGCGCAUAAGUGUGCUGAUGGGGCUGGUUUACGACCGUCAUCAUUGCACACACGCACACAGCCAAUACACAUCCGUCUCCAAAGCACGUCAGCCACUAAAACGCAAG
Molecule: messenger RNA, 3824 nt
Organism: Salpingoeca rosetta
Lineage: Eukaryota; Choanoflagellata; Craspedida; Salpingoecidae
Exons: 2
Coding region: 227-2644 (805 amino acids)
Source: RefSeq, a predicted model, not a curated record